AUGGCUAACGAGGAUAUUCUUCCAAUCGAUGUCUCGGGGGACGUGGGUACAAGAAUCCUUAGUGUCGAUGGAGGAGGAGUCCGGGGUCUUAUUCCUGUGCAAUUACUCAAAUUCUUAGAGCAACAGUUGCAGAAAUUGGAUGGGGAAGAUGCCAGACUAGCAGAUUAUUUCAAUAUAAUGGCGGGUACCAGCACUGGAGGUCUCAUCACCACAAUGUUAGCUACUCCAGACCCAAAUGACCACAAAUACAAGCGUCCUUUUAGUACCCAGAAAAUUGAAGAUUUCUACUUGAAGAAUGCGAGUUCCAUAUUUCCUCAGCCAAGCAAAUGGAAUAUUUUUCACGGCAUUUUCGGUCCCAAAUUCAAUGGCAAACAUCUGGUCGAAAUCUUAAAACAAGAGAAAUUUCACGAAACACAUCUUGCUGAAACGGUAACUAACCUAGUGAUACCCACCUUCGAUAUCAAGACGCAGUUUCCCACGAUUUUCGCCAGCCAUGAGGCGAAAGUAGAUCCGCUGAAGAACCCAAAUCUUAUGGACGUAUGCCUCUCCACAACUGCAGCUCCUACCUAUUUUCCAUCUCACCAGUUUACAACAAAUUCCAGCGAUGGAGAAACCAGAGUUUUUAACUUAGUAGAUGGAGGAGUAGCAGCCAACAAUCCUGUAAUGCUUACCUUGAUAGCAAUGAAUCUAGUCACUCGAGCAGUUCAUCGGGAUCCAAGAAUCGAAGACAAGAAGAAACACAUUGACCACUUUAUUGUGCUUUCUCUUGGAACGGGAUUAGAAGACGGUAUUGAAUGGGAUGCAAAAAAGGCUGCGACAUGGGGAAGCUUGAAGUGGAUUACUCACGAUGGAAGAACACCUCUGAUAGAAUCCAUCAUGAAUGCAAGUUCAGACAUGGUCAACAUUCAUACAGCUUUGAUGCUCCAUCAUUGCAAAGAAAAUUAUCUUAGAAUCCAGGAAUGGCAAUUAAAAGGAAGUGAAGCAAAGAUGGAUCUCAGUACAGAAGCAAACCUGAGGAAUCUUGUGAAGAAAGGGCAGGAAUUGUUGGAUAAGCCCGUUAGAACUUUGGAUCUAGAGACUGGACGUCCUGAGAUAGUGGAUAACAACUACACAAACAGGAUGGCAUUAACUAAAAUGGCUGAAGGACUCUCUAUGGAUAAGAAGUUGAGGGAUAAGAAGCGUGCAUCUUCUUCACAUUCUAAGAAUGGGCAUUCGAAUGCCCGUAGUGGUGGAAUAAAGAUCUGA
Cryptomeria japonica (Japanese cedar) is the source of this 1245-nucleotide messenger RNA. RefSeq names its product patatin-like protein 2. Bases 1 to 1245 code for a protein of 414 amino acids. Lineage: Eukaryota; Viridiplantae; Streptophyta; Pinopsida; Cupressales; Cupressaceae. Gene Ontology annotation, biological process: lipid metabolic process. The record is from RefSeq and is a predicted model, not a curated record. Gene Ontology annotation, molecular function: monoacylglycerol lipase activity; glycerophospholipase activity. The transcript is spliced from 8 exons.